AUGUAUGAUCGCUUAGGGGUUCUCAGCAGCAGUCCUCUGACCAUAUCAUCGGUAUGGAGGUGCACACAAAACGCCGACUGCGACAGUCUUAGCGGCAGUGUGUGCGACGGCGCGACUGGCGGGUGUUUAUGCGUCCCGGGACAGCAGCCGGUGCUGGGGGGCAGUGCUUGUGUUGACGUGGCACCCUACUUCACUUCACCAUGCGUGGAAGACCAUCAAUGUUCAAGGCUGUUUACAGGUUUUGAAUGCCGUCGACUAAACACAACUGCCUUAGGAAGUUGCUUUUGUGCCGAACGUCGCCAUUACUUCCGAGGGCGUUGUUGGCCAACUGUGGACUUUGGCGCUGCAUGUACCAGGGACGAAGAAUGCUUAGGAGCAAUCCGAAACCCGUUCAGUAUGAGCUGUAGAGGAUCUUGCCAAUGUUCCACAGGCUACUAUGAGAGGCAGAGAGGAGACUGCAGGAAAAUCGGAUUAGAGGUAGGAGACAGUUGCGUCCUGGAUAUAGACUGUCAGUUUCCAAAUGGUGUUUGUGACCUUGCAAGGCUGAGGUGCAUUUAUAAUGGUACCACCCCAGAACCGGAAGCAGAGCCUCCAGUAGAAGAACCCGGAACCCAAAUAGUACAACUCAACGCGGCGGUACCACGCGUCACAUGCAAUGCUACCACACCGUGCGAGCAACCCUUCGAAUGCUCAUCAUCAGGUGUCUGCAUAUGCCCUGUUGGUUAUUACGAGAGUCCCAACGGUCAGAGAUGUUUAGCAGAGCUCGGUUCCCCGUCAGAUGCUGAUAAUUGCGUGGGUUUCCUAGCCACGGUGAUAAAUGGCGUCUGUACCUGCCCUCCCAACCUGUUCUUUGAGGAGAACAUGAGGGAUUGCGUCAGAGCAACUCGACGUUUCACUGAUUCCUGCGUCGCCGACAACAACUGCCACACAUUUGGACCAGCAUCCCGCUGCGGUCCCCCGAAGGAGCCCUGGGGCUUUCGGACCUGCGCGUGCAUCCCCGAGUACGCGGUCUGGGACCCCAGACAGACGUUCUGCAGGUUUUUCUCUGGUAUUGGAGGUACCUGCGAAGUGGAUUCGGACUGUCAGGCCGGUCAGCUGGAGAUCCACUGCGUCAAGAAUGUAGACGGUCAGGGCAUGUGCUCCUGUCCCGACGGACUGGAGGAGUUUGAGGGACUGUGCUUGGAUACUGGGCUAGGGCUCGGUGACAGCUGUCAGCACACACGGGAAUGCACCGCCACCGCCAACACCGUGUGUGACCCGCGCAGUAACCUGUGUGCCUGCAGCGAGGGCUACCAAGCCAACGACGGAGUGUGCUCGCCAAUUAUCGGCGGUACGUGCAGUCAAGACGCGGACUGUGUGAUAGAGAACACAGAAUGCAAGAAUGGAAGCGUUGGCUUUACCUGCGAGUGCAAGGAAGGGUUCUUGGCUUACCAGGAUGCCUGCUGGCCUGGGAAGUACCUGGGAGUUCCUAAUUACCCACCGUUCUUAAUUACCCCACUCUCCCCUAUUAAAUUAACAGAAGUAGCUGGUCACAAUUCGACCUGCUCCGUGUCAGCGCAAUGCAUAGCGGCCUUGGGUGAAACCAGCGUCUGCGAGAACAACCUUUGUAUCUGCUCUGGGAACCACCACUUCCGAGAUGGCAACUGCUGGCCCGUCACUCGUCUCAUGGAGUCAUGCUCCACUAUCAGCCAGUGCUAUCUGACCAGUGCCCAAGAAAGGGUUGUCUGCAGAAAUGGGAUAUGCCAAUGCGACUUUCAGUUCCCGUACUCAGAGGAACUAAACACUUGUUUGCCUACAUCAUCAGCAGCCUCUAUAAAGACGAGCCUCUUCCUGAUUUUCAUAGCAACAUUAGCACAAAUAAACAGUUAA
Molecule: messenger RNA, 1869 nt
Organism: Pararge aegeria (speckled wood butterfly)
Lineage: Eukaryota; Metazoa; Arthropoda; Insecta; Lepidoptera; Nymphalidae
Product: multiple epidermal growth factor-like domains protein 6
Exons: 14
Coding region: 1-1869 (622 amino acids)
Source: RefSeq, a predicted model, not a curated record